Histoplasma capsulatum G186AR is the source of this 438-nucleotide messenger RNA. RefSeq lists its product as uncharacterized. The transcript is spliced from 3 exons. Lineage: Eukaryota; Fungi; Ascomycota; Eurotiomycetes; Onygenales; Ajellomycetaceae. The coding region runs from base 1 to 438 and encodes 145 amino acids. The record is from RefSeq and is a predicted model, not a curated record.
AUGCGCUCAGCUCUUUACUUCUUUACGGCAUUGCUUGCCGCUGGCUCUGCCGUGGCAUCCGCUGUCCCCCCCACUGGCGAUGUAGGAGGAGAAGACUUGAAGGUGGUCAACCUCACUGAGGACGACCUAGAACCGAUCCCUGACGGAGGCAUGCUGAAAAUUCUAUGUAUGGUGGGAAAAUUAGAACUCGACAGGCGUGGAAUUUUUGACUGCACACCUGUAGUUUGGCGGGUACUUGUAUUAAUUUGGUGUCCUCUAACGGGAAACCAUUCGUAUCUGCCUCAUCGGCUGGCAGCUGUCAAUGUGUGGCCUACUCUAAAAGGGGAUGUCCCACCUGGAGCGGAGAUAGUUACGGUUUUACCGUUCCCACGACUUUCAGUUUCAAUGCGAAAAGCAUCCAGUGCUACAUCUAUUAAGUUUUUGGGAAAGGGUGGAUAA